AGCACUCCAAGAGGCUUUCUACUUUGGAUUCUAAUCUGUUUGGGUAAGCGAGCUAUAAGAUCAACUACGAUGAUUUAUCUUAUGACACAAACUUUCUCUUCUGGAAACUCAGGGGGUUCGCCUGAGAUAAUGAAGCUCUGCCAGACACUACAGUAUAAUUAGCAUGACCUCCCCAAGACAUGAGGGCAGAGGCAGUGCUGUCUUUCUUCCUCAUUCUUGCACCAUCUCUGAGUGGAUUUCCAGAUUUCUUCAGUUAUCUGAGUGCUCCGAGUGAGGAAGAAGUCAUUGGAAGACUCGAUGAGGAUGUGAUUCUCCCUUGCUCAUUUAAGAAUGGGUCUGAGGUUGUAAUUCACUGGAAGAAUCAAGAAACCCACACUAUUUACUCAUACUUCAAAGGCAGUGACCAUUUGGAAAAGCAAGAUCCCAGGUACACAAACAGGACAUCCCUCUUCCAUGCUGAAAUUCACAAUGGGAAUGCCUCCCUAUCUAUUAGAAUAUUAAGGCUUCUGGAUGAAGGAAUUUAUAUCUGCUAUGUGGGAACAGCGUCUGGAAAAACCACAAAGAAAGUGGUAUUAAAGGUGGGAGCUUUUGUCACACCUGUGAUGAAGUAUGAAAAGAGGAACAUGACCAGCUUCUUAACAUGCAGUGUGCGAAGUUACCCUCAUCCAAGUAUCACAUGGCAAGGGGACGAGACACCUAUCUCUGAAAGCACUCUGGAAGAAAUCGAGUCUUCGGGGUGUUUUCAUAUUUACAGUACAGUGACUAUUACAGGAUCAAAUUCAUCUUAUGAAUGUGCUAUUGAAAAUUCAUUGCUGAAGCAAACAUGGACAGGACAAUGGACAGUGAAAGAUGGCCUUCAUAAAAUGCAAAGUGAACACAUUUCACUCUCAUGUCAACCUGCAAGCAACAUUUCUCUACCAAAUCAAAACUUCAGAGUCACUUGGUCCAGAGUGGAAAGUGGGAAUUCCUCCAUCCUGGCUUACUUUCUGAGCUCCUCACGAAAUACGAUUAUCAAUGAACCCCGAUUUUCAUGGAACAAAGAGCUAAUAAACCAGAGUGACUUCUCCUUGACUUUGAGGGAUCUUAGAGUUUCAGACAGUGGGGAAUACUUGUGCAAUAUUUCUUCAAGCAAUUAUACUUUACUCACCAUCCAAACACUGCAUGUAGAACCGAGUCAAAAAAGAGAUAUCUGGAAAAUUCUGCUUCCAGUGAUGAUUCUGGUGAUUGGGGUGAUUCUGGUGCUUUUAGUAUUUUACAAAGACCCUGAAUCAAGAAGAUUCUGCCAUUUCUGCAAAGCAUGGGAUCCUGUCUCCUCUGAUGAGAAUGCUCGUAAUACAGAAAACAGGGAUCUUUGAAAACAGCCAGCCAGUACAAGAAAUGAAACAGGACUGUGACAACACAUCACAAGCGUCCCUAAGAUCCAGUGACUUCACAUCCUCUGUCUUCACUGUGAUUCCAGCAACGGCCAUCAGGACCUGACAGUUCUACCCUCGCAAAGACUUGUAACCAUUCUCUUCUCCAGUGUCACAUUCACUCUUCAAGACUUAAGCAUCAUUCACUGACCCUCUACCUGCAUCAAGGUUAUAAAUGCCUGGAUGUCCAGAAUUCCAAUUCAACUUAGAAAAGAACUGUCUCAUUCAUUGACAUACUACCUCAAUCAGCCCAGGAGGCUACAGUGACAUUUUCCCCAAGAACUCGGAAGGAAUGUAUCACUAAGAGUUGAUUCAAAAUCUGAUCCACUAAUGAUGAGUGAGAGAGCAGGUAGGAGCAGAAGUCACCAUAGUGAAAAGGUGAAAAACCAGGGCCUGGAAACCAAGGUGGUUGAUUUGCUAAGGGACUGUACUCUAGUUUUGGUUAUAUCAGCUUAACCAACUAGAUCUACUUUGGUGAGUCUUAUGUACCCAGGGAGCAGGAAUGUCAGUAGUUCUAAACUGCCUAGGGCCAAGAGCCCUGUCAACUCAGGAACUGACAUCUCUGGGGUUGAGUUAGACCUUCCAACACCAGGUUUGCAUAGCUGAGUGACCCUAGCUAUGAAGAUAAUUUGGUUCACUCUUCUGGCUCACUUGUCAUAUUGUUAAUCUGCCUUCUAAUAAAUUUAGACAUUUUUAUUAAAUUUAGAUUUAUUUUUAUUAAAUUUAUAUUUUUAAAAUUUCUAUUAAAUUUUUAUGCAAGGGGAGAAUGGAUAGCCCAGCUGACUUGAUCUGUUCGCCUUAAUUUUAAUCAUCCAUUUAUAUAGAAAAAGUCUAACCAGGAUUUUUGUGACUUAUUCAAUCAAGUUUUGGAACCUAGAGUUUACAGGAGAAAACCAACCCUGAAUUGUACGUUAGUGCUGGCUGGUCCAGUUUUCUCUGUCAGCUGGCCUUAACGUCACAAUCUCAUACCUUGUACAUAGUUUUGUUUUUGCUGAUUCUAUUUGCUACAAUGUUGUGACAGGUUUUCAUCAUAAACUGUCAAGUAUUGAGGAUGGUAUCGUAAAGAAAAACUUUUAAAGGGACAUAGGACACUUUGUGAGGAGAAAAUGCUCAGAACUGCUGUAGUCUUCUUACAAUGAUGAGGGGUACAAAUUUAAAAACAAAACCAACACAUUGAGGAUGGCAGACAAGAAAGAAUCUGGGUCCUUCCAUGUUGUUGAGUUGAUCUUAGAGCCACCUGUAUGAGUCGGGGUUGGAUCAGAGAGGCAGACUGUUGAGAAUAAGGAUUUAUUAUGGGGAUUCAACCUUACACAACUGUGAGUACUGGUGAAGAAGUGGAUGCCAGGCUGUCCCCUCUGCAUCUGCUGCUGGACCUGAAGUCACUGUAGGUCCUCUGGGGCAACCAUAAGGAAGGAGAGCUGGACAUGGAGUUGAGGAUGACCUGGAAUCCAUACGAACAAACUGGAACCCACACCUGUCUCCCAGGGCCUCCCAGGUCAAUGCUGUGGGUGACCUGCAACAGAAGCUGGUGCCCGUUGCCAUGGAGCCACACACACGCCUGGCCAGAACCGUGAAGCUGAAGGAGGAAACUGACAGGAGCUGGAAGAGCUGCUCGUCCAGGAAGCCGUUGCUGAUUUCUGCUAGCUCACCUUUUUUGGCCAGGGGUAUUAUUUUCCAGCUGUCAUGGUGUCUGGGGCCAUACACUGACCUUAUGAGCAUAUAAUAAACAGCUGCUCCUUCACUUCUGCCUCUCAAAUCUGGUGCAAAUUUCUCUUGUGACAAACUCCAAUCCAGAACCACAGAGAGAAAAGAAUUCUGGGAAAUGUCCCUCCAGUUUGGCUAAAUUGGCACAAUACAAGCCAGGAUAACACCUAUCAUUGAACUCAAUGUCUUGUGUGAGAAACUGCUUCAGUGUUUAUGGUCUGCACCAGCACGCAGCCUACAUGUGUGUUGAUUAGGAGAGUUUACCUACAAGUUCAAAGUGCCUAACUGUAAUUACAUGUAAAUAACAACACUAAGAUAAAAGUUUAUCAACUCCCACCAUUAGUGGCUAAAAAUGUAGACUCAUGGAGGUAGGGAUGAGUUGAGCAAAGUUCACUAACUUCAGCAAUAACCAUUUACCAACAUGCCCUAUCCCCAUGGACCACGACUGCUCUAAGGAUGCCUUCUGUGAGUAUUACUCAUUAAGAUGCAAUAUGAACAAAAGAACAAGUAUUCAUUUAUUUUUUUAACUUCCCAAGUUUGAAAGAUUCUUGGAUCUAUUUAAUCUUUCAUGUGAAAUGUUUGCUUGUGUUUGAGGAUCACAAAAUCCCCAUUAACCUUGGAAACAACAAUACUUCCUUUAACUACUACAUUUUUCUAAUCUCCUUGUUUAAACUGCUUUUCACCUAACAUAAAAACAUGGUUUUUUUUUUAAUGUUUGUUUCAAAUGCAACUUGAGUUUUUGGCCAUAAAAUGGUGCCCUCCUGGUACGUCUCCAGCCACUGUCCUUCAUAAGCGAGGGCUGCUUAUUCUUCAUGAACCUGAAAAACAGGGUAUCAGUGUGUUCUGUGAGAUCCCUGUGACUUACACCAGUGGAGCACAUGCCUAGAACCAAGCCCAGUCUUUUCCAGAGAUAAGCAGGCCUUAGCCAGCUCUUCAUUAGCUUCAAAGGGAGGCAGGGAAUCACGGCAAUUAUCCACAUUAUAGAAGGCAGACCCCGUAAGUCACCCCAAGGGCAAGCUCGGUCACUCUCAAUUUUUCUACUCCCCUUGCCUUGCUGGCGAAGGCAGUGCCUUCUACAGAACACCCCAUGGGGGAAAGACUGUGGCCACAUCACCAGUUUGCCCCACAGCCCUGACCUAAUUCCAUCAGAAAACCUUUUCCUAAUGACAGUUGAGGGAUUUUCAGGCUUUCCUUUUGUGAAUGGGCAACAAUUAGUCAUUGCACUGCCAAGGACGGUUUUCCUAUUCAUCUCUGGCCUCUCAGAAGCAAUUUCUGCUUCACUCAUUCUAUUCUUUGUGGAAACAACUGUGACAAAGUCGAAUGCAUUACAUCUGUUUUGGAGGCUCUUCGACCUCCUGCAGCUGAGUGCAGUCGCAGCACGUGUGAGGUGUUCUCCUAAACAAAGCCAUUCUGUGGGGCUGCUGAGCUGGCUCUGCACAGAAGACCCCAGACCCAAUGCCAGAACGCUUCUCAAAUUGAGGCCAGCGUUCAGUCCACAUAACUGGACCUCUCCAUCUAGGCCUGAUCCCUGAGACAGCUAUCCAGGCAUCAAUAAGAAGUCUCUGGAGUCUGCCAAUGGCUUGUGUUUCUCAUUUAGAUCUAAAUAUAUUCACUAUAACCAACUUUAGUUUCUCCUUCAAAGGAGAUCCUUUUGACCUCUGUUAAGGUAGUAUUUAUUAUUGGCAACCCUAUCUACUUAUCUUGCAGGGUGACUAGUAAUUCACUUAUAAUAAAUUAGAAAGAGGACCAGGCAUCUACCAAAUUUUUAAAAAAGAAAUGAUGGUGCCUACUGUAGUAGGCAUUGUGCUAAGUGCUUUAUAGGCUUUCCUUGAAGGCUAUCCAAUCUCCUUUAAUUCUCCUGUACUAAAGCAAGAUCUCAUUGAAAAACUGUGUUCCUGGGAAAUCCAAGCGAGGAAGCUGAGGCUUCUGUGACUGCUAUGGUCUAAAUGUGUCCCCCCAAAUUCAUGUGUUGAAAUCCUAACCCCCACAGAGAUGGUAUCAGGAGGCAGGGCCUUUGGGAGGUGAUUAGGUUAUGAGGGUGAAGUCCUCAUGAGUGGGAUUAGUGCCCUUAGAAAAGAGACUCCAGAGAGCUUCUUCCCCUCUUUCCACUACAUGAGGUCACAGCGAGAAGAAGAUGAUCUAUGAGGAAAUGGCCCUCAACAGAUCUUCCAGCACCAUGAUCCUGGCCUUCCCAGCAUCUAGAACUGUGAGAAAUAAAUGUUUGCUGUUUAUAAGCCUCCUAGUCUCUGGUGUAUUGUUAUAGCAGCCUGAGCAGACUAAGACACUGGCCCUGCCAAGCCUACAGUUCAGUGU
Molecule: messenger RNA, 5429 nt
Organism: Equus caballus (horse)
Lineage: Eukaryota; Metazoa; Chordata; Mammalia; Perissodactyla; Equidae
Gene: HHLA2
Product: HHLA2 member of B7 family
Biological process (GO): T cell receptor signaling pathway; regulation of cytokine production
Cellular component (GO): external side of plasma membrane
Molecular function (GO): signaling receptor binding; catalytic activity
Source: RefSeq, a predicted model, not a curated record